Molecule: messenger RNA, 321 nt
Organism: Plasmopara halstedii
Lineage: Eukaryota; Oomycota; Peronosporomycetes; Peronosporales; Peronosporaceae
Exons: 2
Coding region: 1-321 (106 amino acids)
Source: RefSeq, a predicted model, not a curated record
AUGAUUCGAGGUGCUAUGAGUGGAUUAUUCUUAAGUGCACGUCAGGUGAGGCGAGCGACAGCAAAACGAAAUCAGAAGCAGCUUCGGGCAAAAUGUCUAGGUGGACGCUGCUGUGAUGCGAGGAGAACAAUAUUCGACUUGGUGCUAGAGGAAAGCGUCAUUUCGAAUAAGCACAAGCAAGCGUUCGGUCGGUCGCGUUACAUCGACGCGAUACCAAAAAUUUUAUCGGUCGGGGCAGUGGUGAUGCUAGACGUAAGAGCAAUCGACGCUUUGAACAAUUUAACGCAAGACAUGGUGGACGAUGGCGAUGACGGGCGAUAA